Molecule: messenger RNA, 2055 nt
Organism: Archocentrus centrarchus (flier cichlid)
Lineage: Eukaryota; Metazoa; Chordata; Actinopteri; Cichliformes; Cichlidae
Exons: 3
Coding region: 1-2055 (684 amino acids)
Source: RefSeq, a predicted model, not a curated record
AUGGCAGCGCUUUUUCUCUGGUCUGGCAGGCACGACGAGUUUUCAAAUGGUCAGAAAAGGGAGAUUCACUCGGUGUCGGCGCUGAGAAAAAUCCCAAUGCAUGGAGGAGGCUCGGAUCUCGCAGCUGGACUGAACCAUGUCAUGCGGGGACCGAGGGGUUCAGAGUCUCUGUCUGAGAAGAUAGAUUUCACACCUAAAGGGGGGAAGAAGAGGGAAGGCAAACCAAAGGGGAGACGCGAUUCAAGUGACACUACAAAGUUAAACAUCCUCACUUUGGGCGCACUGCUAGAUUUCCAUGAGGAGGAUCAAUGUGUAGAAGGUGCUCAGUGUGUGGAAGUGGACACGUUUGACACACAAGAGGGAAAAAGGCUACCUAAAGACCACACUGAGCAGCAACUAGCCACAGCUUUAUUACAGCUGGAGUUUUUGGUACAAGUGCCAGGUAUUGCAGUUGAUGAGUUUUUACAGGAACUUAAUUAUUUACUCAACUCUGCCUCAGUUCCCACUGGUGUUGUAAGAGAUAUACUUGAGCGUCAUAAGGUCCAAUUUACAGAUGAUUUAGUUAAGGAUAUUAUAUCAGCUCUUUGUGCAUCCAAUCCAGUUUGCAGAGCCAUUGAAAAAGGGGGAUCUCUUAGCACUGUGCAUAGAAGGUUAAAAUACUACAGAGAAAAAUUUUGUGUUGUUGAACCAGUCACUUACCUUCUUGAUAAUAAAAAAGCAACCUUUCAGUAUGUUCCAAUAUUAAAAUUAUUACAACAAAUUUUAAAUUGCCAAGCUAUUCUAGAUAAGGUUAUUUCAAAUCAUAGAGGGAAGCGUGAGUUUAUUGUUGACUCCUCCUAUGAAUUUAAAUCUCCAGAGGAUGGCAAAUAUUUAAUUGAAAACGGGUUAUUGAAUGCAGAUGAAAUCAGGAUUUCUAUUCGCCUGUAUGUGGAUGAAUUUGAGAUUUGCAACCCUUUAGGCACUUCUAGAAAAAAGCAAAAACUCUGUGGUGUUUAUUGGGUUUUGGGUAACCUGCCACCAGGAUCUCAUUCAGCUUUGUCCUCCAUUUAUCUUGCUGUCCUUUUCAAAAGUGUUGACGCAAAAGUCUAUGGUUUUGAGCAAGUGUUACAGCCGCUCCUGCAAGAUCUUAAAACCUUGGAGACUUAUGGUGUGUUUGUCCCUUUGUUGGGCACAUCUUUUAAAGGUACAGUUCAGUGUAUUGUUUCUGAUAACUUAGGUGCGCACACUAUCGCAGGCUUUGUUGAAAGUUUUUCAGGUGAGUUCUUUUGUCGAUUUUGUACAGCUAAGAGAUGUGAUGUUGAAUCUGACACAGUUGCUUGUGGUGCUUUUAAUCUGCGGACUAAAGAACUGCACAAUGAACAUAUAAAAAUAGCUCUGGAAACAAAUAAUCAUUGUUUCGGAGUUAAAAGAGAGUGCAUUUUUACCAAACACCUCACACAUUUCCACGUUCUGACCGGUUUUCCUCCUGAUGUAGCUCAUGAUGCAUUAGAGGGUGUUGUGCCAGUGGAGUUGGCUUACUGCUUGUCAGCAUUAAUUUCAAAAAAGUUUUUUACUAUUGAUAAUCUAAAUAAAGCAAUAUUGGCCUUUCCAUACAAGUGGUCAGAUAAGACAAAUAAACCUCAUAUUGUGCCACAAAAUUUGUCUGCUCGCAAAACUGUGGGGGGAAACGCCCACGAAAAUUGGAGUUUGUUGAGGUUUCUCCCUUUUUUGAUUGGACAUUUAGUACCUGAAAAUGAACCUUCAUGGUUGGUGUUACUGGAUUUAAAAGAGAUUAUUGAACUUCUUGUUGCCCCAACACAUACUGAUGAAUCCAUUUCAUAUCUUGAAAGCAAGAUAACUGAACACAGGCAAAGAUACAAAGACUUGUUUCCAGCUGCCAGACUUUUACCAAAGCACCACUUUCUUAAACACUACCCUUAUUUAAUAAAGUGUUUUGGUCCUUUGGUUACACUCUGGACACUUAGGUUUGAAGCUAAACAUAGUUACUUUAAAAAAGUUGUGAAACAUACUAGUUGUUUUAAAAACAUUCCGCUGACUCUAGGCAUCAAUUCAUGA